GAGACUCGGUGGCGCGCCGCUCUCCAUCACAUUCUCACACAGAGCGACCGUGCCUUCAACACACCGCCGAGCAACAACGCUUUAUUUCAGCAUGAGCUAAUCUUAUUUCUCACUGCCUACCUCUUUAUCGAUUCUUAAUUCGCCCUCUUUAAAUGUCUGCUCUCGUUAGACGCGGAUGAUUUCGAGGAAACGCUGAUAUAAAAUAGUUGCGGUUAGGUCCGAAAUGGAUUUACAAGCGCUCAACGAUACAUCUGGGAUUUGGGCAUGCCUUCAGUUCCGCAACAGCUCGUUUCUGAACGGGACCUUAAACGGGAGCCUGGAGAUCCCUAACGGCACCUGCGGAGACGCGCUUCCGCUGCCCAAGACGGAACCGGCGCGACCCAAAGAAAUGGAUUCGCUGCGCAUACUGCUGUACUCUCUCAUAUUCCUGCUGAGUGUGUUUGGUAACCUGCUCAUCAUUGUGGUUUUGGUGGUGAAUAAGCGAAUGCGGACGGUGACCAACUCAUUCCUGCUCUCCCUGGCCAUUAGUGAUCUAAUGAUGGCUGUUUUCUGCAUGCCCUUCACUCUUAUUCCCAACCUGCUGGAGGAUUUCAUCUUUGGAGCUGCCAUGUGUAAGAUUGUGGCCUAUCUCAUGGGCAUCUCUGUUUGUAUAUCUACCUUCAGUCUGGUGGCUAUAGCCAUUGAGAGGUACAGUGCCAUUUGCAACCCGCUGAAGUCCCGGGCAUGGCAGACCCGAUCCCAUGCCUACAAAGUCAUUGCUUCUACCUGGGUCCUGUCCUUUCUUAUUAUGACACCCUAUCCCAUCUACAGCACACUGGUGAAGUUUACCAAGCCCAACAACAUUACAGCUCACAUGUGCCGCCAUGUUUGGUCAAGGAGCGAGGUGGAGCAAACCUGGUGCAUCCUGUUGCUAUUUGUUCUGUUCUUCAUUCCUGGAGUGGUGAUGAUCAUUGCUUAUGGGCUCAUUUCUCGAGAACUCUACCGUGGAAUACAAUUUGAAUUGGAGCAGAAGAAGGGACAGAGUGGAAUGAAAAAUGGUAUCAGCUCCACUGUCUUAUAUAGCAGCGAUGACGGAGAUGGCUGCUACAUCCAAGUGUCCAAAAAGCCCAGUUCAAUGGAGAUGUCAGUCCUCACCCCAACAGGCUCUGCAAAGGUGGACCGACCCCGUAGCAACACUUCCGAGGCUAAACUAAUGGCCAAGAAGCGAGUGAUCCGUAUGCUCAUUGUCAUCGUGGCCAUGUUCUUCAUCUGCUGGAUGCCGCUGUACUCAGUCAACACCUGGAAAGCAUUCGACCUUCCCUCGGCCCACAGGGCUCUUUCUGGAGCCCCCAUCUCGUUCAUCCACCUGCUGUCCUACACGUCUGCCUGUGUCAACCCAAUCAUCUACUGCUUUAUGAACAAGCGCUUUCGAAAGGCGCUUCUCGCCACCUUCUCCUGCUGCUGCUGGCCCUGCCGCAGAAGAGGCUUCAGGGAAGGGGAAGAUGAGGUAACUGCCACCGGAGCAUCCAUGUCAAGGUUCAACUACACCACUGUCAGCACAAUGGGACCAUGCUGAUUUUUACAAGAUGGAGUAGAAAUGGGGUGGAUAUUAGCAUAUUGUAAGGGUUUACUUUUGGCAGAAGACUUAGAUUGUUUACCACAUACCACUUCAACAUCGGCAAUUGCUUUAUGAUCCAUGGUUGCUCAUGUUGUUACAUAUUCACUAGAGACUUGUAUAAAAUGUAUAUAAGUAAGGUAGUGUCCGAACAACUUGGUAGGGAAGGUCAACAACCACCAACCUCAAGGUUUGUCAUCCUCACUCAACAACAGAAACCCUUAACAUACAAUAAGACACCAAACGACUGCCUGUACAAUUUCUUUCUGACUGAAUUGAUUUUGGUGUAGAAGAACCACUGAAAAAUCAUUUUGACCAUGCAUACCGUUCUGCUUUUAAGGUAAAGUUUGUGGUGUAGAGAUUGCUGAAGAAAAGCGUGGAUCAAAUGCAAGCAGAAUAAUAUCUCUUCGGGAAGAAAAGAAGCUCAGUGGUUGCCUUUAUCGACUGAACGAUAAUGUUGAACUUGCUAGAUCAGUGCCAGCAAGACCAUCAACUCAGCAGGAAGCAGAGUUUCUAGAGCCGUUAGUGCUUACUGAGAAACUACAUUAACUGACUUGCUCAAACAACUACGUCAAUGUCUGAAAAUGGCUAGUCGAAUGCCAGCCUUACAUUUUAUGUUAAGGUUUUUCCUUUUGUUGUAGAUUUAAGUGCCUGUAUAGUGUUUUAUAUUUUCUGAGGUCAAGAAACAUCGGGAGAGAUUUUAUUCAUAAGUUCAGAACUCUGAAACACUGACAUAUAGCAGCUUUCCAAAGUUAAUGAUGAUGGUCUGUUGCUAGACAGGACAAUGAUUUUGGCAGUUGGCUUCAUCUUAAUGUUUUAUUGGACUGAAGACGUUUUGUUUUGUUUUUGAAGUGGUCCUUUGUGGCCUUCACAGUCUGUGGCUGUAAGUGAGAUCUACUAAAUGAGAAAAUGAUUUUAUUGUGGUGAACUCAUGGCAAUCUGUCAUAAUCUCACAUUCUGAUUAAUGACUGAAUGACUAUAAGUGUAUUACGGUUCUUCUAGUUAUUCAUCAGCAAACAACAGCAAAGAACACUUAAACCUGAUUUGUGAUUGUUUUGUCCUUCUGUUAGAAAAGAAAAUGUUAUUUGAGGCAGGUUAGAGAGUGAAGCUUAAUUAAAUGUCAGAUAUUUUUCCGUGGGACUCAUGGGAAUUCAGACUUGGUGACUGUAAAAUAUUGCCAGCCACUAAAAUUGAAAAUGUCAGUGUAAUGGCUGACUUUAAGUAUAAAGUGCUGCCAAAGUGACAACCUGGAGUGAUGAGUUCAAUGCACUUUUGCAGCCACUUUGAUUUUAAUUACUUUUUUUUUUUUAAAUCAAGCUGAAACUCCAAAAUCUAAACUUAAGUACAAAGUUAUGAGAAUUGGAAUACACACA
Puntigrus tetrazona (Sumatra barb) is the source of this 2967-nucleotide messenger RNA. RefSeq names its product cholecystokinin receptor (gene cckbrb). The transcript is spliced from 5 exons. Gene Ontology annotation, cellular component: membrane. The coding region runs from base 224 to 1555 and encodes 443 amino acids. The record is from RefSeq and is a predicted model, not a curated record. Gene Ontology annotation, molecular function: neuropeptide receptor activity; gastrin receptor activity. NCBI's taxonomy places the organism in Eukaryota, Metazoa, Chordata, Actinopteri, Cypriniformes, Cyprinidae. Gene Ontology annotation, biological process: neuropeptide signaling pathway.